Macrobrachium nipponense is the source of this 924-nucleotide messenger RNA. It is a transcript of the gene Dhfr, whose product is annotated as dihydrofolate reductase-like. Bases 114 to 677 code for a protein of 187 amino acids. The record is from RefSeq and is a predicted model, not a curated record. Gene Ontology annotation, biological process: tetrahydrofolate biosynthetic process; glycine biosynthetic process; folic acid metabolic process. Gene Ontology annotation, molecular function: NADP binding; dihydrofolate reductase activity. Gene Ontology annotation, cellular component: mitochondrion. The transcript has 5 exons. Lineage: Eukaryota; Metazoa; Arthropoda; Malacostraca; Decapoda; Palaemonidae.
CACCGUAUUGUUACUACUAUUACCGCGAAUCCAUAAGUUUGAUUUCAUGCUUUGUGUCUCGAUAACGUUACGUCAGUUACAUCACCUAAAGACCCUUCUAACGGCCGAAUAGUAUGUCACCCAAAAUGAACAUCAUCGUCGCUGCAUGUGAGAAUAACGGAAUUGGGAAAAAUGGAGAAUUGCCGUGGAAGUUAAGGGAAGAGAUGAAGUACUUUAGCAGGAUGACAAAAACAACUUCAGACCCAAAGAAGAAGAACAUGGUUGUUAUGGGAAGAAAGACAUGGGAAUCCAUUCCUUUCAAAUUUCGCCCACUUCCUGGUCGUCUCAAUGUUGUCCUUUCUUCACAACCUAAAGAAUACUUUGGAGAUACAAAUGGGAGCAUAAUCUGCCAGAGUUUUGAAGCUGCUUUAGAGGAGGCUCGCUCUCAAGAUGACAAACUUGAGACUGUAUGGGUUAUAGGAGGUUCAUCUUUAUAUGAGAUGGCAUUGACCUCGGAGGAACUGCAUCGGGUUUACCUAACACGCAUUCUUGCUACCAUUGAGUGUGACACCUUUUUGCCACCACUAGAUUUGGAGAAAUUCAAAUUAGUACAUGAUCCAGCAGUUCCUCAAGACCUCCAGGAAGAAAGUGGUCUUAGGUACAGAUAUGAAGUGUAUGAAAAGUCAAAAGAUUGUUGACAUUCUUAGCAUCAUGAAGACAGGCAUUUCAUCAUGGUAGUAUUUUUGGAUUAUGGUUAUAUUAAUUCAUAUUGCAUUGUCUGACUGUCAUAUUUUUUCAUAAACAUAUUGUAUUUGACCUAGAACUUGAAGUUUUGUAUUUUGGUGUAUUAAAAGUUAGAUGGAUUGUUAUUAAAAGGUUUAUUUUGGUAAAAAAUAAAGUCAUUAAGAACAUUAUUUUGUUAAAAAAUAAAAGCAUUAUACUUAA